GCAGUUGUUUAGACAAGUUGAAAGACGCCGCCAACAAUGAAGACGGUGCAAUGUAAAAUGUGUCCCGAGCGAAUUGUUCACGGAAGUAGCUCGUCACUAAUGACACAAAUAUGUGACAAACAGACUGUGAAUAAGAUGUGCACAGUGAAGGCAGACUGGUAAGAUUGUGACAAUGUCAGAACGUACAUAUGGAGGAGCAAGGAAAAUAUCUAUAAACUCCCGUCCAAAAUCAGGCUCUAAAUCUCAACGGCCAGCGAGACGUAGACAUACACCUUCAAGCAAUGCAGUUGUCUUCUCUGAAUCAUCCAAACAUCAUUCAUCAACAAACUUUCCCUUAUUCUCCAAUAACCUGGUUGCAAGAAAACCGCCUGUUACUCAAGCUGCAAAACUUGCACAAGUAUCGGCCCGAAAUCAGCAGCUUGUUGGUCAUGUGCCAAGAACUCGAGCAUAUUUACGGGCUAUUAGAUCACCAGCACCGGUUGAAGAACCUCCACCAGUAACUAGCAGCCAGAUGAGCCUGUCAUCUGUGUCCUCUAAGCCUUCCAAGCCUGAAGUACCGAUAUUAACAGUAUCCAGUCAAGGUGGUGAUAAUGAUGCCAAUUCAAGUCCAAGGUCACAAUGUCACACACCUGCAAGCUUUUGUAGUGAGUUGGAUUACGACCCGGAUUUAUUCCCAUUCCAGUAUCUUCCAGAUGACUGUAAACUAAAAGUGUUCUCAUUUCUUCCGAUUCAUGACAAGGGAAGAUGUGCUCAGGUAUGUGUGUACUGGAGAGCCUUAUUGAAGACCUCUAGCGUCUGGUCACAUGUUGCUUUCAGUGAUUUCCCGUUCUGGUGUAUUACCACUGACGAACACAACUGCAUUGGUAAUUGCUAUAUUCGAUACAGGGUGCGCGUAAAACAGUUUUUGUCAUAUCUCAAAGAACUUAGACCAAUUCUACGAAGUCUGGAGUUUAAAUUUGACAUAGGUGAGAAAGCAGAUGGAUUUCUCCAGCCUUUGGAAAAUUUGAUUGACAAGGCAAACACAAAAGAAUUAAAGUACGCAAGUAUGAAUUGGAAAGAAACUCCAAUGCGGCCGUUUUGGACUGAUUCCGUGCGUGAUAUCCGUUGCGAUGAAGUGAUGCAGAAGCAUCGACUACGCCAAAGACAUUUUGUCUCAUUCUUUGAUUUAUUUACAAUGCAGUGUCCAAAAGUUGAAACUCUUGUUGUUCCGUUUGAUUGGUCAGACAAGAGCGUUGACUGUUUACUGCGUCUACAAAAUUUACGUAGCUUAGUAUUAGAAAAAUACUUUGUCUUUCAGAAACUAUGCCAAGAUCUCAUAGACAGACUAUUAAUUGGGUUACCAUGUCUUAAGCAGCUCAUGCUGGAAGUCUGGACGCCAAGUGGGCAUGGUCUUGUCUUUUUUGCGCUUGUGUCAAAAUCUGUAGAAUAUUUAGAUAUCUCCCAAAGUCGGGGAUUUUACCUAAACACGGUCCAUUUGCCGAAACUGAAGACUUUCAGAGUUGCUCGACAUCCUUGGAAUGGACCUCUAGUGCUGGCAGAUAGAGUCAAUGUGCCUUGUAUUUAUGAUGUCUUAGCAGAAGGAAGCCCAAAGUUAGAGAAGAUCAAUGAGCAUUACCUGAAGCCGACAUGGAGGGACGGGAUAUACCAGACUUUAGAGGAAGUGCUCAGAAGUGUGUGUUCAUGUAAAAGACAUAAAUCUGGCUGGGCCAUGUAGGAAUGGUAGAUUUAAGGUGUUCAGCAUUAGACUGCUUUGAGGAUAACUUCUAGUUUAGGAAAAAUCAUGCAGGAAUGCCAAGUCACUGAAGUUUUUGAAUUAUACAGCAUAAUUUGCAUCAUUCUGAAAUGUGUUAAGAAACAGGGAUGAAAAUAUUCACAAACUAGGAGCAGUCAAACAUUUUCCAUUUAUAUUUAGCACAUUCUACUUGGAAAGAAAUGUCAGUGAUUUAAAGUAGUUAGCUUACAAGAACACAAAGUGCUCCAGGUGAGCUGUUGUGAUCACUCACGGACCGUUACACGUCCGUUCGUCUGUCAUACUUCCGUCAACAUUUUCUUCAAACAGCGUGUCCUCUUAAACCUUAGGAAAUAGAUGAAACUUGGCCUGGAUGUUGCUGGGGUGGUCCUCUUCCAAAGUUGUUUGAACAGUUCUGCUUAGUUGCACUGCACAUAGGGUCCUUCAGAGCUAAAAAUCUUCAAAUGGCUUAUUCCUAAAUCAUUGCUUUGAUUUUGAAAUUAUUUCAUAGAAAUGUCCUUUUGGUGAUUGUCUGCCAAGAUUGUUCAAAUUAUUACUAUUUGUCAAAAAACAUGACUGCCAGGGAGCAUACUAUUAUGCACUUUUUCCAAUAUAAAUAUAAUUGAAACUUUAAAAAAUGUUCUUGUCAGAAACUGUUCACCCAAAAUAGUUUCAGUCAAAUGAUUCUUGGAUGACCUUGUGCAAAAAUUGUUAAAUUUUUUUGUUUUCAUAAAACAAAAUGGCUCCUAGAAGGUGUGGUCACCUUUAUCUACAUAGGUAGGAAUUUUAAAACCCUAAUUGCCAGAAACUGCUGGCCAGACUUUAAAAUAUUUUCACAGAAAUGAUUUUUGGUGAUUUUCUACUAUGAUUGAUUAAAUUAUUCAGACACAUCAAAAAAGCAUGGCUGCAAGAGGGGGUAGUCUCUUUUCUCUUUAUAUACACAGUAGAGACUUUUAACAAUAAAUGACUGUUGCACAAAAACUUGUUUCUUGUCAGAUGGAAAUCUAACAUGUUCCCUGACUGAUCCUUCACUAAAAGGUUAAGCCAUCUUUAUAUAACUGUUUGAACUGUGAAACUAUGGAAAGUGAUUUAGAGCCAUCAUGACCCUCUUGUUUUAGUACAAAGGCAUACAAGCUAGUUCUGUCAGCUGAAAUAUAGUAUUUUGAAAUUUUAAACCAGUGCAAAAGAAGUUUUGUAUCACUGCAGUGCAUAUGUUUGAUUCAGUGUUUCACAGUAGCCUGUUUAAAAUGAUAUUUUAAAUUUUUGUACUGCAUUAUAUUGUGUCUCAAUGUACAUUUUAUAUCGUACAGUUAUUUAGUGAAGUAUAACCUGGUGUGGGUAUUUAUAGUUCAAUAAACACAAAUGGUCAGGGAAAUCAUAAAUGAAAUACAUGAGCUGAUUGUUUUGCAGGUAUGUACCACACCUUGUUGCUUGUGUCAUAUCUUGGUAACAAUUUACACAGGCAACUUAACCUUAGUCUGCUGGUGGCAAGUGAUUUUGCCUUUGCGACAGGUGCAGACCAAGAUCAGCCUGCACAUCCAUGCAGUCUGAUCAUGGUCUGUACUGUUCGCUAUUCAGUCAGUAAAUGUCCAGUGAUCACCCCUUUGAAUAAUAACUGGUACUGCCAAAAUUGAAUGAUGGACCAGUCCAUUUUAGAAACUUAGCAGACUAACAGUUAAAAUGAUACAAAAAUACAGAACAACAGAAUGUUUAUAUUUUUCCAUAUGAAGAAUUGCUCAAAAACUGUCGUCUGUUUGUCACAGAAGCUUUAAUGAAUGAAAAGUGCAAUAUUUACUUUUUUCAUCAACAAGAGACUUUUAACCUAAAUGAUUUAAAUAUUUAAAGCAGCUCUCAAUAUAAGUGAUAAGUGCAGAGGAUACACCAUUGACUUAGCAGUAAAUGUUCUAAAUGUUUUUGAAGUAUUUUGUUUAGAUUUGUUCAGAUAUAGGUUCUGCUUAACAUCUUUUUACAUUAAUUUGAAUAACAAGUUAGAUAAAGACUGGGGGAUAGUAUUAUUUAGUUAAUACUAAUUUAUUUUAGGUCGAUAGUGAAGCAAGGUCUACAACUUACAUUAAUAACUCUUGACACCUCAUUCCACGAUUUACCUGUAGUCCUGAAUUAGAAUGAUUUCACACUGUUUAGAAUGUUUGAAAUGAUAUGACUGUGUAUGUAUGCAAUGUAAUUUUGUGUGGCAUAGGAGAUCAGUUGUAUAACGUAAUGACAAGUGCAGUUUACUAUUUCUGUAUAUUUUUAUACUGUUAAUACUUGUUUCUACCAGUUUUAUCCAGGUUUUUAUGUCAUAUACAAAGUUUGUUAUGACCAAUCCUUUUUAGCUCGACUGUUCGAAGAAUAAGGAGAGCUAUCCUACUCACUACGGCUUCAGUGUCAGUGUUGGUGUCAGCGUCACACCUUGGUUAAGUUUUUCAUGCUAGUCCUUAUUUUGAUGAAACCUUUUGACAUAUAGCUUUGAAACUUUCAACACUUGUUAACCAACACCAUGUCGAGUUUUAGGCAAGAGUACAUAACUCCAUCAAGGAUUUUACAAAUCUUGGUUAAGUUUUUCGUACCAGUUCAUAUUUUGUGUAAACUGUUUGACAUAUGGCUUUGAAACUUUUAUCACUUAAGUUUAUUAUAACAGUCUCUAUCUGUAGGCAAGAGUACAUAACUCUGUCAAGUAUUUUGGCAGAAUUAUAGCCCUUUUUGGACUUGGAAAUUGGUUCAGUUUUCUUACAAGUCCAUGUUUCAUCAUAACUAUUUGACAUGUGACUUUGAAACUUUUAACUCUUGUUCGUCAUGAUGAUCUCCAUCUGUUGCCAAGGGUAUAUAACCAUAUAAAAGAUAUUUGGCUGAGUUUUGGCCCUAUUUGGACCAGUCCAUAUUUUGUCUAAACGGUAUGACAUAAUGGCUUUGAAACUUUGACCACUUGUUUACCAUCAUAUUCUCCAUAUGUAGGCAAGACUGCAUAAUUAGGACAAGGAUUUUGGCUCAGUUAUGGCCCUUUUUUUUGGGCAUGGAAAUUAGUUAAGUUUUGCAUACCAUUCCAUAUUUUGUCUAAACUGUUUGAUAUAUGGCUUUACAUUUACAUAAUAUCAUUACACAUUGCCAUAUAGUGCAAGACUUAUCCAGUUCCACAAAUACAGGUACAUUGUUUGUCUUAUCAAUUUUCCUUCUUUUGUCUGAAAAUCACUGGUAAUAUUUUGACCCCAUACUUACAUCAAUUCUUCGAAUAGUUGAGCAUUUUUAUUAAUAGGCUAUAUACAUUUUUCAAUCUUUUUCAAUGGUGAAGUAAAAGGACAGUGUUCCAUUGUAUAUUCAUAUAUUUUAGAUUACAAGAGAACGUUGCCUUUCAAAUUUUUUAUGUUUUAUUGUUUUAUUUGAAAUACUUGGAGAACCAAGUCAUGAACAUUAAUUAAAGAAAUCGCAUACGGCUGCUUAGCAAUACAUAAUAUUUGUUUUGAAUAUGAAAGAACUAGAAAUACUGGUUACGUUUUAUAGCAUAAAUUAAAUGUUAGGGAAUAAUAUAUCUUUGAAUAAUUAUCUUUUUAUAAUUACAAAUUUAUGAUCCUUGCAAUAAAUGUACAUACAAAAGUUUCAAUACACAAUUUUUUAUUACACAUGGAAAUUCUUUCAAAAUUUCUUUUUUUUUUAAAAACUUCUUUUUAUAUAAUUUGUUUUUGCAUUGUUUGAUGUUCUAUUGACUUUUUUAUCAACUUAUGUGAAACGAGCAAUAUUUUUUUCUUCACUAAAGGCUGGUCCUUUUUACUAAAUUGUGCUCUGGCAUUGCUGUCUGUUGGUGUUUUACAUUUUCAUAAACUUCUUUUGGCCAUCAGUUCAGUAAGAAACCCAGUUUCUAUUAAGCUCAACUUCUUACUAACAGGGUUCACACAGUCUUAAUCCUAACCAUGCUGGACACAAUUGAUUCUGCCUUUGCGGCCAGUGUAGAUCAUGAUCAGACUGCACAUCCGUGCAGUCUGAUCAUGAUCUGUGCUGUUUGCUAUUCAGCCAAUAUCAUUCUGGUAAGCACCCCUAUUAACAGUAAAUGGUACUGCCCAAAUAUGAAGAUGGACAAGUUCAUUUUAGCAGGAUAAUGGUUAAAAAAUGCUUAAAUUUGAUGCCAGUUCUUACAAAAUCUUGAAAAAUGCUAAAAUGUCCUUGAAAUAACUUGAAUUUAUUCCUUACUCUUAUACAAAAUAUAUGUCCUAAACUGAACAUAUAAAGAAAAAAUAAAAUAAAAAGGAAUUUAGUGGUAUAUCUUGUGACCCUAUAUGUGUUAUCAGGGAAAUACCAUAUUCGUAUCGGGAUGAAAUAGAAGGGAGGUGGAUUUGUAUUGGUAAUGCGUUUGUGACUGGGAAGCUGGCAUCCAGGGGUUUUAACAACCCAAACUGUUAAAUGUAAAAACUCAGGCAGAGAGCACAUGAAUUGCUCAAGUCAGUCAACGAGCACAUAUUGAUGUUCGAGCAAACAAUGUUCCAGUAUAUCGUCACCUCAGCGCAAGAAGUGGAUAACUGCAUUGACUUAAAGAAGCACUUAUUCACUUGAUGCGCUAAGUUGACGAAUUAUGUAAAUUGUUUUUGUAAUAGUCAGUACUGUUUGAAGUGUCAGAACUCUCUAAAUGUGCCAAGGUAGUUAAGAAUAACACUAUGCUCUAGUUUGUCACUAAUCAGAUACAGUUACAAAUCAAUUUUGAAAAUAAAGUGAAACCCUAGUCAUACUUAGAGACUGUCUUUGAUUUGUUAUCACGUUAAUUAAGAAAUGUAGUUGGUAAUAGACACAUUUACUUCUGUUUUUACACUGAUACUUCAGUUUUAAGGUGAAAGAUUUUCAGAAUUAAUGUAAAAGCAGAUCUGUGAUUUCAGUUUGACUGAUUGUGUAAAAAAUGGCCUUGUACUUGAUUGUUGUUAAAUAUUAGUGUAGAAGUUGUAUGUCUUGAUAUUAUAUUGUGCCUCUUUUAUUUCCACGGGAUAAUUGUUUGUGAAAGUCAGUUCUUUUUCUGCAGGAGCUGUCCAUCAUAUAUGUGGAGUAAAUAGGACACAUGCCGUGAGGGACCUCCUUUGCCACGUGGUUAAGGUUGCCGACUUCAAAUUAUUUGCCCCUAACCGAUGCGAGUUUGAGACCUUACUUGGGGUGUGAGGAAUCCAUCUAGCUGGCUUAUGGAAGAUCUAUGGUUCUACCUUUUUGCCCACCCAUGCCAGAAAUAAUGCCCCGAGGAGCACCUGGGGUCUUCCUCCACCAUUAAAAGCUAGAAAAAUCGCCAUAUGACUUAAACUGUCUUAGCGACGUUAAAUCCAACAAGACAAAAAAAAAGAUAUACCGUUAUUGUAUUAAGAGCAGACUAAUAUUGUUAGUCGAAAUGUACGACAUUUGUUUCUAGGAAACAAAUUUAAAAUAGGUCACAUAGAAAUAAGGUAGAAAAUUAGUCAGAAAGAUUGUUCAGUAUUUGAUUAAGUUUUUAAUCAAAUAUAAGAUGGGUUACAACAGAUUUGAAACUAGGACAAUUAUGGAUUAUCAUGGAUACAUUGUAUUUAUACACUUUUAUUUAGAUGCUAAACUUUAAUAGCUAGUGUAGGAAAAUAUACUCCAUUUUCUGUUUGUAAUUUUUUGUAUUAAAUGUUUUGAUUGUUGCUUGUUAAAAGGGAAUAAAGUAUAUUUCUGGAAUAAUU
This is a messenger RNA of Mercenaria mercenaria, 7389 nucleotides long. RefSeq lists its product as uncharacterized. The transcript has 3 exons. Gene Ontology annotation, biological process: protein polyubiquitination; SCF-dependent proteasomal ubiquitin-dependent protein catabolic process. Gene Ontology annotation, molecular function: protein binding. Gene Ontology annotation, cellular component: SCF ubiquitin ligase complex. Bases 173 to 1714 code for a protein of 513 amino acids. The record is from RefSeq and is a predicted model, not a curated record. Lineage: Eukaryota; Metazoa; Mollusca; Bivalvia; Venerida; Veneridae.